UGCUGCAACGAUAAAGAAAUGAACUCAAACAUAUUUCUGGGCACAGCAGAGAACGGCCUGCGGCACGAUAAGAUUGUUAUACUUGAUGCUGGAGCACAGUACGGCAAGGUUAUCGACCGUAAGGUACGCGAACUCCUCGUUGAGUCGGAUAUCCUUCCACUGGACACCCCAGCGGCUACGAUACGCAACAAUGGCUAUCGAGGCAUCAUCAUCUCCGGGGGACCCAACUCAGUCUACGCAGAGGAUGCACCCAGCUAUGAUCCCGAUCUGUUCAAGCUAAAGAUACCUAUGCUGGGCAUCUGCUACGGCAUGCAGCUAAUAAACAAAGAGUUCGGAGGCACAGUGCUCAAGAAGGAUGUACGAGAGGAUGGCCAACAAAAUAUCGAGAUUGAGACCUCGUGUCCGCUCUUUAGUCGCCUCAGUCGCACACAGUCGGUGCUGUUAACCCACGGUGAUAGCGUUGAGAGAGUGGGCGAGAAUCUGAAGAUUGGUGGCUGGUCCACAAACCGCAUUGUGACAGCUAUUUACAAUGAAGUACUCCGCAUCUACGGCGUCCAGUUCCAUCCUGAGGUGGACCUCACUAUCAAUGGCAAACAGAUGCUAUCGAACUUCCUGUACGAAAUCUGCGAACUGACGCCCAACUUUACCAUGGGUAGUCGAAAGGAGGAGUGCAUACGCUACAUCCGCGAGAAAGUGGGCAGUAAUAAAGUGUUGCUACUGGUCAGCGGCGGCGUGGAUUCGAGUGUCUGUGCAGCUUUGCUCCGCCGUGCUUUGUACCCCAAUCAGAUAAUUGCCGUACAUGUAGAUAAUGGUUUCAUGCGCAAAAACGAAAGUGAAAAGGUGGAGCGUUCACUGCGCGAUAUUGGCAUUGAUUUAAUUGUCCGAAAAGAAGGCUACACGUUCCUUACAGGCACUACGCAAGUCAAGAGGCCCGGACAGUACUCCGUGGUGGAAACGCCUAUGUUAUGUCAGACCUAUAAUCCGGAGGAGAAACGCAAGAUAAUUGGUGAUAUAUUCGUCAAAGUGACCAACGAUGUAGUAGCCGAAUUGAAACUAAAGCCCGAGGAAGUUAUGUUGGCUCAGGGAACCCUCCGACCAGAUCUAAUCGAGUCCGCCUCGAACAUGGUGAGCACGAAUGCAGAAACAAUCAAAACGCACCACAAUGACACGGAUCUGAUCAGAGAGCUUCGUAACGCAGGACGUGUGGUUGAGCCGCUGUGUGACUUUCAUAAGGAUGAAGUGCGCGACUUAGGCAACGAUCUUGGACUGCCCCAAGAGCUUGUGGAGAGACAACCCUUCCCAGGUCCUGGCCUGGCAAUCCGCGUUCUCUGCGCCGAGGAGGCAUACAUGGAGAAGGACUACUCAGAGACUCAGGUUAUUAUACGCGUGAUUGUAGACUACAAGAAUAAACUGCAGAAGAACCAUGCUCUAAUCAACCGCGUAACAGGGACCACGAGCGAGUCAGAACAGAAAGACCUAUUGCGUAUCUCUGCGAACUCGCAGAUUCAGGCAACUUUGCUGCCCAUCCGCUCCGUGGGCGUGCAAGGUGAUAAACGGUCAUACAGCUACGUAGUAGGUCUAUCAACGAGCCAGGAGCCCAACUGGCAGGACCUUCUCUUCUUGGCUAAAAUUAUACCGCGCAUACUGCACAACGUGAACAGGGUGUGCUACAUUUUUGGCGAGCCCGUGCAGUACCUAGUAACGGAUAUAACGCACACCACACUGAAUACGGUAGUUCUUUCGCAGCUAAGGCAAGCGGAUGCUAUUGCCAAUGAAAUCAUAAUGCAAGCUGGACUAUACCGGAAAAUCUCUCAGAUGCCUGUUGUUCUCAUACCCGUGCACUUUGACCGCGAUCCCAUUAACCGUACACCCUCAUGCCUAAGGUCGGUAGUGCUGCGUCCGUUCAUAACGAACGACUUUAUGACUGGUGUGCCGGCUGAGCCCGGCUCCGUGCAACUGCCAUUGCAGGUCCUAAAUCAAAUUGUACGCGAUAUAUCCAAACUGGGCGGAAUCUCGAGGGUGCUGUACGACUUGACAGCUAAGCCACCGGGCACCACCGAGUGGGAAUGAUGCGUUCAAAUCAAAACUUUCAACAGCCAUUUCAUAGAAGUAGAUGAGACAAAAAAUAAUCAACCAACCCAUAAGCGGCGGGCGCUCGAUAGGAGGACAACGACUAUUCAAUGGACGUUCAGGUGGGAUAAAGAUCCAACGGUGGAUGGAUCGACCCUUGCUUUCGAGCCCAUCGCAGCUGCACCUGCCUUUUAAAGAGAAACGUUAAACGAGCAAUUCAUGAGGCGCAAAUAUAGAACUGCAACUGCCGCUUCGAAAUUUAAAAA
Messenger RNA from Drosophila yakuba, 2336 nucleotides. It is a transcript of the gene bur, whose product is annotated as GMP synthase [glutamine-hydrolyzing]. Gene Ontology annotation, molecular function: ATP binding; GMP synthase activity; GMP synthase (glutamine-hydrolyzing) activity. Gene Ontology annotation, biological process: GMP biosynthetic process. Bases 19 to 2070 code for a protein of 683 amino acids. NCBI's taxonomy places the organism in Eukaryota, Metazoa, Arthropoda, Insecta, Diptera, Drosophilidae. The record is from RefSeq and is a predicted model, not a curated record. The transcript has 9 exons. Gene Ontology annotation, cellular component: cytosol.